Messenger RNA from Hyphopichia burtonii NRRL Y-1933, 1611 nucleotides. RefSeq lists its product as uncharacterized. The coding region runs from base 43 to 1479 and encodes 478 amino acids. The transcript has a single exon. Lineage: Eukaryota; Fungi; Ascomycota; Pichiomycetes; Serinales; Debaryomycetaceae. The record is from RefSeq and is a predicted model, not a curated record. Gene Ontology annotation, cellular component: membrane.
UAGUAGAAAUAAAUAUAUAUAUAUAUUUGGAAGAUCAUAGGUAUGGGUGCAGCAAUUUCCCUUCCCAUGACACUCGUCUCGAGUGGGACAUGUUUGUGCAUGAGUUCGGUUUGUAGUUCCAUUGGCGGAACAUAUAAAUCUUCUAUAAUGACCAGAAUAACCUAUGCGUUUAUCCUUCUAAUAAAUUCACUUUUAUCGUGGAUAGCUUUUUCUCCAUUCAUAAUACACCGAUUGGAAAAGGCGACGUUUGGAUUUGUGAAUAUAAAAUGCGGUCCUGAUGGUAGUGAAUGUAUAAGUUUUACUUCGGUAUACCGAAUCAAUUUUGCCUUGGGUAUAUUCCACUUGAUAUUGGCUACUUUAUUAAUCAAUGUUAAAUCUACUUCUAACCCUAGAGCGGUUAUUCAAAAUGGGUGUUGGAGACUCAAGAUUAUUGCUUGGAUUUCAUUAAUUGCAUUGAAUUUUUUUUUAAUCCCCGAUACUUUUUUCAUUUUUUAUGGUAACCAUAUUGCAAUUAUAUUUUCAACAAUCUUCAUUGGAAUUGGAUUGAUUCUUUUAGUUGAUUUUGCUCAUGCCUGGGCAGAAAAGUGUUUGGAGAAGAUUGAACUAGAAGAACUCACUGGUGAAGAUGAGUAUAGUGCUGGAUUUUGGAAAAAAUUACUUAUUGGAGGCACUUUGGGUAUGUAUAUCUCGAGUAUUGUUUUGAUUAUUAUCAUGUACAUUUUCUUUGCUGGUAAAGGAUGUAGCAUGAAUCAAACGUCCAUUACUUUAAAUUUGAUAUUUGCCAUAUUAAUAUCUGGUUUAUCUAUCAAUCCGAAAAUUCAAGAAUUUAAUCCCCAUGCCGGUUUGGCUCAAUCGUCGAUGGUCGUUUUCUAUUGUACUUACUUAGUGAUGAGUGCUGUUGCUUCGGAACCUGAUGACAAAAUGUGUAAUCCUUUGGUUAGAUCAAAGGGAACCAGGACGGUAAGUAUCGUUUUAGGUGCCCUUUUCACUUUCCUUGCCGUUGCUUAUACUACCACUAGGGCAGCUGCAAAUUCUGCUUUUUUUGAUUCCGAUAGUACAGAAUUAGGUGGUGGAGGUGAUGGAUACAUCAGUUCCCAACCUUCGGCUCGUAAUGAAAUGAGAUACCAAGCUAUAAGACAAGCUGUCAACGAAGGUCUGUUACCUGAAAGUGCUUUAUCUCAACUCGAUAUGUACGAUGAUGAAACAGAAGAUUCUUCAAAUGUUCAUGAUGAAGAAAGACUGAAGGUUAAGUAUAAUUACGUUUUGUUUCACAUCAUCUUCUUUUUGGCCACUCAAUACGUCGCUACCUUAUUGACCAUCAAUGUCCAACAAGAUGACUUGGGUGAUUUUGUCCCCGUUGGUAGAACCUAUUUCUCUAGUUGGGUCAAGAUUAUAAGUUCCUGGGUCUGUUACAUUCUCUACGGCUGGAGCUUGGUAGCCCCUUCCAUAUGGCCUGAAAGAUUCGGAGUCAGUUUGUAGAUAACCAAACAAACAAUAUAUUCUCCAAUUAUUCAAAUAAACGAUCUACCCAUCAAUCAUUCAACUAAAUGUAGUCUCCAACCCCAGUCAUUACAACACGCCCGUGCACCGCGAAAGACGAAAUUCUCUGCU